AUGUAUUCGCGAAUUGCCGGUGGGGAGGAGUACCCAAUCUGUGCGUCGUUCGAAGACUGUGGCCUGAGGCAGGAUCUUUUGCGGAAUGUCUACGCCUACGGUCUUGAAAGGCCUAGUGCCAUCCAGCAGUGUGGCAUACUGCCGAUCCUGGAUGGCCGUGACGUAUUUCUAGAGGCACCGUCUGGUGUAGGGAAGACCACUGCUUUAAUCAUUGGAUGCAUAGCUUCGCUGGACUGCUCCUUGAAGAGAUGCCAAGCCUUGGUUCUCUGUCCAACUCGGGAACUCGCGCAUGCGGUCCGCCAUGUCUUCACCGCCUUCGACAGCAAGAUAGAGUCUCAUUCUCUCGUGGGCGGUGCCCCCGUCAGGGAUAAUAUCCAAGCGCUGAAAAAUGGUCUACAUCUGAUUGUGGGAACACCUGGCCGCAGUCACGACAUGAUCAGCAGAGGCUUCCUGGACACGAGCAGUUUGAAGCUUAUCAUCCUGGACGAGUUGUCGGAACUCUUGAAUCGCGGAUUUGCAGACACUCGUUUCUCGGGAUUUGAUCAGCUCAGCAGCAUUUUCAGUGCCCUCGCCCCAGACAUCCAGGUCUGUGCAAACUCCGAGACCCGGGAGCCGGCCAUUUCUGCGAUCUCAAAGCUCAUGCGGAAUCAAGUCGUACUCCGAAUGGUGCAGGACCCAGUCACUUUAGCGGACAUCAGACAAUUCUACCUGGAUGUCGAUGCGGAGCAGAACAAGCUUGAUGCACUUCGCGAUCUCUUCGAGAACUUGCCAGUUACACAAGCAAUUGUCUGCUGCAACACACGGCGAAAACUCGACUUCCUCCUGCAGCACGACACUGUUGUGGCGCUUCAAUUACGUGGGCAUGCCGUCUUCUCGCUCCAUGCAGAUCUUGACUCAACAGAGCGAGAGGCUGCGCUGCGGAGCUUCUCUUCAACUUCUAAAGCUGUGCUCCUCUGCACAGACCUGUUGGGAAGCGCACUGCUCGCGCUGCCCUCGCCGCCGACGCGAGCAAUCUUCAUCAACUUUGAUCUGCCUACAGGCCGGGAGACCUACCUCCGACGUGUGGGAUGUGCCAGAAACUGUGGAGUGGUCAUCAACUUGGUAACCGCAGACACCAUGCAAGACAUGAGGGAAAUCGAGGCCUUCUACGGGAUAGCGGUCGAGGAACUCCCUUUGGACAUUGCAGAACUUCUCUAA
Messenger RNA from Symbiodinium sp. CCMP2456, 1197 nucleotides. The record is from the annotation of a GenBank genome assembly. Lineage: Eukaryota; Dinophyceae; Suessiales; Symbiodiniaceae.